This is a messenger RNA of Sinocyclocheilus grahami, 412 nucleotides long. Its product is annotated as periostin-like. The record is from RefSeq and is a predicted model, not a curated record. Gene Ontology annotation, molecular function: cell adhesion molecule binding. NCBI's taxonomy places the organism in Eukaryota, Metazoa, Chordata, Actinopteri, Cypriniformes, Cyprinidae. Gene Ontology annotation, biological process: extracellular matrix organization; cell adhesion. The transcript has 3 exons. The annotation marks the transcript as partial. Gene Ontology annotation, cellular component: extracellular matrix.
GUAAUGUCCAUGGAUCAGCGUCUCCUGAAAAUUAUUCUGGAAAACCAAAUUGUGAAACUCAGAGUCUCUCUGAGUGACCUCUACAAUGGCCAACUGCUCGAAACCCUGGGAGGAAAACUGCUCAGAGUCUUCAUUUAUCGCACGGCUGUGUGUAUUGAGAAUGCAUGUAUGGCCAGAGGCAGCAGAGAAGGAAGUAACGGUGUCCUUCAUCUCAUGCGAUCACUGAUUCAGCCACCCGAGACAACCAUCUAUGACCUGCUCUUAAAAGACGGACGCUUUAAAAUCUUCCUGUCUCUGAUGGAGAGUGCUGAACUGACAGAUCUACUGAAGCAGGAAGGAUCGUACACACUCUUUGCUCCUAUCGAUGCCGCCUUUGGCACCCUGACAGAGGAAGACAUCGCUCUUCUGAAAA